GCCACCUCUUGACCUGCCGACAGCGGGUGAAUAACCGGGCUUCCAAUCUGGGCAGGAGACGAAGAUCGGUAAAUAAAGUUGACCACAGAUCAGCCGUGUUACCCCCAACUCGGUAACUUCCCCUCAUCACCUCCCUUCAAGCUCCAACGGGGACUGUCACGAUGCGACGAUUUCUCUCACUCUGCGUCGCCGCCGUGUUGGCAACUGCCAUUGAACCUCCUCGGUUCCCUCAUCAGCCCUCCGGCAAUGGCACAAAACUGCUGACCUACAACAUCACGACCGGCAGCCCCGGGGAGCUCUCCGUGUCCACCACGUCCGUGACAUGGAUCAACUCGGGUGAGGACGGCGACUUCAUCACUCGAGGCGAGGAUGGGUCCUUUGUUUUCGAGAACGUCGUGAGUGGAAACAAGACCACGUUCUUGUCUGCCGAUAAAAUCCCCGCCGAUUUCUGGGACUAUCAGAUCUCGUCCGACUAUUCCAAGAUCCUCUGGGCCGUCAAUUACACCAAGCAGUACCGGCACUCGUACUUUGCCAGCUACCUGGUGCAGGAUGUGGCCACGGGCCAGACCGAGUCGCUGAUCGAGGGUUCCGAGGCUGACAUCCAGUACGCGACUUGGAACCCCACGUCCUCGUCCGAGAUCGCAUUCGUCCGAGGGAACAACCUGUUCAUUUGGGACCAAGGCACGGUCAGCCAAAUCACGGACAAUGGCGGCCCCGAUAUGUUCAACGCUAUCCCGGACUGGGUGUAUGAGGAGGAGAUCUUCGGCACCAACAACGCGCUGUGGUACUCGCCCGACGGAGAGUACAUUGCCUUCCUGAGCUUCAACGAGACGGGUGUUAAAACCUUCACCAUCCCGUACUACAUGGACAACCAGAAGGUGGCCCCGUCUUACCCACGCGAGUUGGAGCUGCGCUACCCCAAGGUCGGAACCAAGAACCCCACCGUGGCUCUCAGCUUGUUGGAGGUCAAGACCAAGUCGGUCUCCCCCGUCUCUAUCGAUGCCUGGCCGGCGGAUGAUUUGAUCAUUGGCGAGGUUUCCUGGGUAACCGAGGCGCAUGACACGCUCAUCUACCGCGCGUUCAACCGUGUGCAAGACCACGAGAAGCUGGUAACUGUGGAUGCCGAGACCAAGGAGUCGACCAUCACCCGGGAACGGGAUGGCUCGGAUGGCUGGCUCGACAACAACCAGGCCAUCGCCUACAUUGGUGAGGUCGAGCGCGAGUCCGGCCACGGCAAGCGCGGUGACGGGAAGGGUAAGGGCAAGGGCAAGGGCAAGGGCAACGACGAGCCCGAGACAGACGACCCCAAAGCCCGGUACUACCUGGACCUGUCGGACGCCUCCGGCUGGAACCACCUCUACCUCUUCACCCUCGACGGCAGCUCCAACAUCACCCUGACCUCGGGCGAGUGGGAAGUCGCGUCCAUCCUCAAAGUCGACACCGCCCGCGGCCUAGUCUACUACACCUCCACCGAACACCACCCGACCGAGCGGCACCUCUACUCCGUCUCCUACCUCACCGGCGAGAAGACCCCCCUCGUCGACCCCGCCACCCCGGCCGUCUGGACGGCCUCCUUCUCCUCCGCGGGCGGGUACUACAUCCUGCGCUACGCCGGCCCAGACGUGCCCUACCAAGAACUCUACAGCACCACCGACCCGACCACCCCGAUCCGCACCAUCAACGCCAACACCAAACUCCACACCACCCUCCAAUCCUACCGCCUCCCCAACAUCACCUACCUCGACCUCCCCCACCCCUCCGGCUUCUCCCUCAGCGCCAUGCUCCGCCUGCCCGCCACCUUCGACGCCACCAAACAAUACCCCCUCCUGCUCACCCCCUACGGCGGCCCGGGGGCGCAGGAGGUGACCAAGGCGAUGCAGUCCUUCGACUGGAACGCCUACGUCGCGUCGGACCCGGAGCUCGAGUACGUCACGCUGACGGUGGACAACCGCGGGACGGGGUUCCGCGGGCGGGCGUUCCGGGCCGCGGUGGCGGGCCGCCUUGGGGAGUUGGAGGCGCAGGACCAGAUCUGGGCGGCGAAGCUGUUGGCCGGGGAGAAUGGGUGGGUGGAUGGGGAGAGGAUGGGGAUUUGGGGGUGGAGUUAUGGCGGGUAUUUGACGGCCAAGGUGGUGGAGGUGGGGGAUGAGGCGAUUGCGUUUGGGUUGGCGACUGCGCCGGUGGCGGAUUGGCGGUUCUAUGAUACUAUGUAUACGGAGCGGUAUAUGAAGACGCCGGAGUUGAAUGAUAGGGGGUAUAAUGCGUCGGCGGUCAGUCGGGUGGAGGGGUUUAAGGGGUUGAGGGGGACGUUUUUGGUGCAGCACGGGACCGGGGAUGAUAAUGUGCAUUUGCAGAACAGUGUGGCGCUGGGGGAUUUGUUGAUGGGUGCUGGGGUUGGCCCGGAGAAGUUGGACGUGACGUACUUUACGGACUCGGACCACAGCAUUCGGUAUAACGGGCAGAACGCGUUUGUGUAUAAGCAGCUGAGUGGGAGGUUGUGGGAGGAGAAGAGGCGGGUGGCUGGGGAUAGGCAUCAGUGGAGUAAGAAGAGGGGGGUGCCGUGGAAGGGGUGAGGUGGUGGCUUUUGCACGAGUGCGAAUGGUACUCGAGGUUUUGGACGAUUUGAUGGCUUGAUGUCUGCCGCGGGAGUGGUGAUGGUGAUCUAAUUCUCUAAUGAUAACUGUUAUUGCAUUACCGCUUCUUAUUCCCCUAUGCUAUUCCUUGUUCUUGGGCAGUUAUUUUCCCCUUUUCUCUUCCGUUGUCC
Molecule: messenger RNA, 2761 nt
Organism: Chaetomium fimeti
Lineage: Eukaryota; Fungi; Ascomycota; Sordariomycetes; Sordariales; Chaetomiaceae
Product: dipeptidyl peptidase IV N-terminal region-domain-containing protein
Exons: 1
Coding region: 162-2570 (802 amino acids)
Biological process (GO): proteolysis
Cellular component (GO): plasma membrane
Molecular function (GO): dipeptidyl-peptidase activity; serine-type peptidase activity
Source: RefSeq, a predicted model, not a curated record